UCAGAAGGACAAUUACUAAAAACUAUUUUAGAUGUAAAAACUCGCUGGAAUAGUGUUUUUUAUAUGGUAGAAAGAUUUUUAAAACUUUCAUCCAUGAUUUCUGGAAUUUUACUAACUAAGCCAAAUGCCCCAGAUAUGUUAACGGGUCGUGAGUUAAAUGAUUUGAAAGGUAUUUGUGCUCUUUUACAUCCUCUAGAAAAUUUAACAACAAAAAUGUCUGGCGAAAAGUAUGCAGUGAUUAGCACAGUCAUACCAUUAUUGAAUUGUGUAAAAAGUGCUACAGAGAGUAUUAUUGUAGAAUCUGAUAUUUGCAUUGAUUUACAAAAAAAUAUUUUAAGUGAGAUACAUAGAAGGUUCAAAGACAUAGAAAAGUUCAAUGACUUUCCACUGGCUACACUUCUGGACCCCAGAUUCAAGAAUGUGCAUUUCAAGAAUCCAGUUAAUUGCCAUGCUGCCAUAGACCGAAUUAAAAAUAUGCUACAGUUACAGUUACCACAGCCAAGUAACCUUGAGGAUCAAGCCUCCACUUCACAUGCUGAACAAGUAGAUUUAAAUAAUGGUAAAAAAGAUAAUUUUGAUUUAUGGGCAUACCAUUCUGAAAUUGCAACCAGUCAAAUUCAAAGGAGAACGCAACCCAUAAGUCAAGAGAUUUAUGAAUAUUUACAAAAGCCAGUUGUUCCUGUAAAUUCAAACCCCCUAGAAGUUUGGGAAGUUCAUAAGACCAUGUAUCCUAAUUUAUACACUAUUGCUAAUGAAAAGUUGUCCAUUAUAGCAACUUCCGUUCCUUCUGAGCGUCUUUUUUCAAAAGCCGGAGCAACGAUUAGCAAAUCACGAAACCGACUCAUAGCAUUACAGCAAUAACUGUGAAUAAGAAGCCCACAUUGUAACAACUCAUGAGUCAUGAAUAUUAACGCCAAGUAAUGUAUCACAUAUGCGCGAACCAUAUAGAUUUGAUAAUUGUACUAUUAUUUUUAAAUAUGGGCAUU
Molecule: messenger RNA, 986 nt
Organism: Myzus persicae (green peach aphid)
Lineage: Eukaryota; Metazoa; Arthropoda; Insecta; Hemiptera; Aphididae
Product: zinc finger BED domain-containing protein 4-like
Exons: 4
Coding region: 64-861 (265 amino acids)
Molecular function (GO): protein dimerization activity
Source: RefSeq, a predicted model, not a curated record